AUGGGGUUUCAUAUACCCCCCUCUAAUUCGGUGAGAGGCGUAGAGACCGCAGAAGGGCAGUAUGCCCCCUCUGAGGGUGUGCUAGGCAAUUCUUGCGCGGCUUCUAACAUCAAGCCGAAGGAUGAACAGACGUCCGAGAACCAGAGGAUUGGGGCUCAAAAGUCCGACUUCAAGGCUGCUCCGUGUUCUCGCUUUAUGAGAGGAAGAUGCCACGCAGGCUCAAACUGCAAAUAUGCUCACUCAGCAGCAGAGCUGAGACCCUUUCCUCAUGAUGAGGCCGACCCGCUUCCACCAUGCCUGAAGAGCAGCAGAAGGGGCCCCCAAAGAGGGGGCCCCCGAGGAAAUCGUGACGCAGCGCAGCAGCAGCAGCAGCAGGUGCUGCUGCAGCAGCAGCAACUGCAGCAACUGCAGCAGCAACAACGCAAACAUGCCGCAACAUCGCAGCGCCUAGGGUUUUCGGGAGUGAUACAUGCCCAGGGCAGCAGCAGCAGCAGCAGCAGCAGCAAGUGCGGCGGCGGAAGCAGCAGCAGCAGCAAGAGCAGCGGCUGCAGCAGCACGAGUGUUAGCAGCACGCCUAGCAGCAACAGCAGCAGCGGCUGCAGGAGCAGCGGCGGUGUUGCUGCAGCAGAACUUGCGCAUUCACGCAUGCAGCAGCAGCUGCUGCGUGAUUGCGAAGCACUUUUAAACUGUAUGGGUCUUGCUGCUGCUGCAGGGGCUGGGGGCCCCCCUGUGCUAGAUGUGUACAGAGGAGUUGCUGCUGACGCUGCUGCAGCAGCUAUCCCGCUGCAUGCGCAGCAAACUCAUAAGGGCCCCUCAAACCGCUGCUUCCAGACCCGCAGGGGGUAUGGCUUAGAGCAGCAGCAGCAGCAGCAGCAGCUGCACCAACGACAAAUGCAGCAGCGGCAGCUGCUGCUGCAGCAGCAGCAACAGCAGCAGCAGCAGUUCCUCAUCCAGCAGCAGCAGCAUCUUCACGAAGCGCUACUGCAGCAGCAGGGGCUCAACGAACAGUUGCAGCAGCAGCAGCGGCAGCAACAGCAGCAGCAGCAGCAACCGCAGGCGGACCUAGCUAUUGAGGGUCUCUUGGCGCAGCUAGCGGUGUUACCGUUACCUUCCUCAGCAGAGCAGCAGCAGCAGCAACAGCAGCAGCAGCAACAGCAACAGCAGCUGCUGCUGCAGCAGCAGAUGCUGCUGCAGCUGCAGCAAGAUCUGCCUUUCUUCCUGGGUUCAGGGGCCCUAGGGGGCCCCCCGGGCUUUACGCAUGCACCUUCUUCUCUGCUAUGUCUCAGCAACGACAGCAGCUUAACAUCCUCACAACGUAAUCUAGUAGAUGAGUCUUCUUCAGGGCCCGGAGUGGCCCUUGGGGGUGAGUGGAAGAGCAGCAGCAGCAGCAGUAUCAACGGCAACAGCAGCAGCAGCAGCAGCAGCAGCAGCAGCAGCAGCGGUUGCUGCAGCAGCAGCGGGGGCCUACUGUCGAAUUCUGCUUCGAGCGCCUCUUCCUGCCCUCAAAUCCACAAAAAGGAGGCCCCAGAGGCCCCUUCCCCAGAUGAAUCUUCCUUUAGGUGA
Messenger RNA from Eimeria acervulina, 1563 nucleotides. RefSeq lists its product as hypothetical. The record is from RefSeq and is a predicted model, not a curated record. Gene Ontology annotation, molecular function: metal ion binding. Bases 1 to 1563 code for a protein of 520 amino acids. The transcript is spliced from 5 exons. NCBI's taxonomy places the organism in Eukaryota, Apicomplexa, Conoidasida, Eucoccidiorida, Eimeriidae.